AUGUCACAGACAGGCGCUGGAGCCUCAGCGGGCGUGCCGCAGCCCGACCGAGGAGCUCGAGAGCAAGACCCUCGACAGCAUCCUGAUGCGGCGGACCCACAUGCGGAUGCCAUCGAGUCGGAGGACAAGGCUUACGCAGAGCAGGCGGAUACAGAGCCAAGCGCAAGGAGCCUCGGGAAGCGCAAAGAGGUCAGCGUUCCUAUCCCUGGGGGGGUAUCGGGAGAUGGCGAGGAAAGAGUCACACCCCGCGCAGCUCACUCGAAGCCGCCUCGGGCUUGGUCGGCGCUAGAUCGUUCGGCGCAUCCGAGGAUCACGUCGUCGCGGUCGGUGUACAGCUACGAGCGCCUGAAUCACAUUCAAGAAGGUGCAUAUGGUGUCGUCUUCCGAGCGCGGCCGCGCGAUCCAUCCGACUCUGACGCCAAGCCCCACCAGACGGUGGCGGUCAAGAAGCUGAAGCUCGACAAGAGCGGAGUGGACAGCGACGGCUUCCCCAUCACAUCACUGCGCGAGAUCCAGUCGCUCACGAUGGCCCGCCAUAAUGCCAAUGUAGUGCGCCUGCACGAGGUGUGCAUCGGCAAAACGCUCGACCAGAUCUUCCUCGUAAUGGAGUUUGUCGAGCAUGAUCUCAAGACGCUGCUCACCUCGUUCCACCGCGCACGCACGUGCUUUGCGCCCUCCGAGGUCAAGACGCUGAUGCACCAACUGCUGAGCGCGACUGCACAGCUACACGAGGACUUUAUCGUGCACCGCGAUCUCAAGACGAGCAACCUGCUCAUGAACAACCGCGGCAUCCUCAAGGUCGCCGACUUUGGCCUGGCGAGGAGGUACACCGAUCCGAUCGCGGGGUGGAUCGCGCCUUCGCAGCCGCGGUCGAGCACAAGUGCGACGCAGCAGCGCGAGCAGGACCCUUUGAAAGGAGGCAUGACGGAUCUGGUGGUUACACUGUGGUACCGCGCACCGGAACUGCUCCUGCUCAACCAGAUCGCCGAGUCCCGAGAGCGAGAACACAAGCACGCAUCUCAUCGACCGAACAACGGUCAGCCAACCCCUGACCAAGUCAGUGCACAGGAUCCUCCUCCGCUCUACGACGAGAGCAUCGACAUGUGGAGCAUCGGCUGCAUCUUUGCCGAGCUCCUCUUGACCUCCAAGUCGGGCCAGGGUCUGUUCCAGGGCAAGGACGAAGUGGACCAGUUCCGCGGCAUUGUCUCUGUUCUCGGCCCACCCAACACCACCAUCUGGCCGGAACUUCCGCUCUACUCGCGUGCACACGCGCGCAUCGCUGCCUCGUCCGCCACACCUGCGUCCGAGGAGGAUCGCAUCAAGCGACGCCUCGAACGCGAGUUCCACCCGACCCGGCUCACGCCUGCUGCGCUCGACCUCUUGUUUCAACUGCUGCAUUACGAUCCCAAGCAACGCAUCAGCGCCAAGCACGCGAUCAAGCAUCCGUUCUUUACGGUGGAAAAGCCCAAGAUGGCUCAUCCGGACUCGUUCGGCAGCUUCCCCAGCGUCGCAGCGGGCGAGAGGGUGCCGCAUGGCACGCCGAGCGCGCCCAACGAGCACGCCAACAGAGGCCAUGCAAAGCGAAAGCUCGACGCCGCCGAAAAGUACCCGCUCCAGUUCGAGUUUGACGUGUAG
Molecule: messenger RNA, 1635 nt
Organism: Moesziomyces antarcticus
Lineage: Eukaryota; Fungi; Basidiomycota; Ustilaginomycetes; Ustilaginales; Ustilaginaceae
Product: CMGC/CDK protein kinase
Exons: 1
Coding region: 1-1635 (544 amino acids)
Biological process (GO): regulation of mitotic cell cycle; protein phosphorylation
Cellular component (GO): nucleus
Molecular function (GO): cyclin-dependent protein serine/threonine kinase activity; ATP binding
Source: RefSeq, a predicted model, not a curated record